Messenger RNA from Sclerotinia trifoliorum, 2124 nucleotides. Lineage: Eukaryota; Fungi; Ascomycota; Leotiomycetes; Helotiales; Sclerotiniaceae. The record is from the annotation of a GenBank genome assembly.
CAUAACAUCUUUCAUACAUCAUCUAUUGUUUUGUGCUAUAAUAUCCAUCAGCUCAGUUAGCAAGUUCUUAUCUAUUCCCCUCAGAUAUAUUUAGCUAGUUAGUAUAUCCACAUUCCUUAUUAUCGUUCCAAUGCGUUGUCUGCAUGCACGAAUGUGUUUGCUUGCACCGACUCUUUCUUCACAUCUUUCAAGAGUGCUAUCUAGACUUUAGACAGGCAUUCAGUGAAUUGCGCUCAAAAUCAAUUGAGACUGAGUCCGGGGCUUAAGACGUGGUGAUCGAGCUGGCAAUGCGUCAAACUCUGCUUAAAUUCCUCGCUUCUCCUUAACCGUUCCGACGGCUGCUCUCUACUUAUGGCUACAUGUCUCUCUAAGCCCACCGAGUUUUUGUUUCUUUUUAUGUAUUCGUCUGACAGUCAGUAGUAUUGAAUAACAGCCCUGGAUCUCUCUGUAUCUCCAAUCUCCUUUCUAGUCCAAGAGCCUUACACUACAACAACACGCGACCUUGGUACUUCAGCACCUCAGCACUCCAACAAAAAUUUCGACAAUCGAUUCAGCCUUUGAAUCUUCCCGACCUUCCUCCGAUACAUACGUAGAUCAACACAGCAAAGAUGGCAACCAUCGACGUGAGCUACCAACCAGGGACUCCUGAGCCAAAAUUAUUUCCCAAAAUUGCCAACUACACUUCCUCUAAAGCAACCCAAGACAGCCUCAAAAGAUCGUUCGCCAAAUAUUUGGCUUCAGAGCACAGCACUCAAGCUGUCGGAAAGCUAUUCCACUCCGAGAGUCAUAUUCAAUAUGAAGAACCUAGCUAUAUCCAUUCGAUGGAAGAGAUUGGAUAUUCUGCCACAAGUGGUGUAUCUCCAAUCGCUGUCUCCGAGCCUUUUCGUCUCUUUACCGAAGAGGCUGUCAACAUUAUGAGAGAAGAGAUUUUCGACAAGGAAGUUCAAGAGAAAUACAGCUACACUUCAGACAUCGCCCCUAAACAGCUUCGUGGAUACGCUCCUGAGUAAGUUCAAAUGUAUUGCCUCAUUUUAGCAUUGAUCAUUCGACUAACGUACCUUCUUCCACAAGUCACGGAAAGUUCAUCUACGAGGCUUGGAAACACCCCGAAACCCUUGCAAUUAUCUCUAAAAUCGCUGGUGUUGAUCUUGUUCCAGUUAUGGACUACGAGAUUGGCCACAUCAACUUGUCUGUUCCAGGAAAAAGAAAGGACCAUGACAGCAGUGCUUUGAUCAGCGAGGAAGAUGAAAAGCCGAUCGUUGGCUGGCACAGAGAUAGUUACCCAUUCGUUUGUGUUCUCAUGAUGAGUGACACAACAGGAAUGGUAGGUGGCGAGACUGCUUUGAGAACUGGAUAUGGUGAUAUUAAGAAAGUCCGUGGUCCAUCAAAGGUAAGAUUGCUCAGUUAUUCCAAUUUUAAGUACGUGUAUUGAUAUUGUACAGGGAUGCGCUGUAGUAUUACAAGGUCGCUACAUUGAUCAUCAAGCUCUGCAAGCUUUUGGCGGACAAGAGAGAAUCACCAUGGUCACCUCCUUCCGUCCACGAUCCCCACAUGUCCGCGAUGACACUGUCCUCACCACCGUCCGACCCGUCUCCAAUCUCUCCGAUUUAUAUGGGCAAACGGUCGAAUAUCAAUUAGAGAAUGCCGAGGCCCGUAUCAGACUCAUGCUCAAGGAACUGCGCGAUUCCAUGAAAGCUGGUGCCACCAGCGCCAAAGCCAUCAAAAAGUUCCUCGACUUCGAAAUCGAUCAACUCACCCAUCUCAACUCAGAAAUUGUCGAUGAAUCACUUGUGACGGCCGGAAAGCUGGAAGAAGUCUGCGCCGAAGCUGCGAAUCCUAAUAAGAAGGCCAGAGUCCAAUGAGUGGUUGGAGAUAAUGAAGGCUAGGCUAUUAAUGACCUUGAUACGAAUUCCCUUUGUUUAUAUUCCCUCUUUAACGCCAAUCAAUCCGAAUUGAAGAAUAUUCUUCUCUAGAUUUGGGAUUAAAGUUAAAAGAGCGUGCUACUUGCAGAUUAAAUACUUUCUCUUAAUCUGUUGCCUGCUUGACAAUUUUUUGGCUUCAAAAUAUUUUGUAUUUCAUUCCCUUCUUAGUACAUAGUAUUUACGAACUUUUCACCGGCUUGCU